Gallus gallus (chicken) is the source of this 1056-nucleotide messenger RNA. RefSeq names its product borealin-like. The transcript is spliced from 7 exons. The coding region runs from base 70 to 1056 and encodes 328 amino acids. NCBI's taxonomy places the organism in Eukaryota, Metazoa, Chordata, Aves, Galliformes, Phasianidae. The record is from RefSeq and is a predicted model, not a curated record. Gene Ontology annotation, cellular component: chromosome passenger complex; chromosome, centromeric region; spindle midzone. Gene Ontology annotation, biological process: mitotic sister chromatid segregation.
GGGCGGUGCUGUGGCGCCGUGCGGGAGCAGGAGCGGGGCUCGGUGCGCUCGCGCCGUUCCUCGGCCCUCAUGGCUCCUGCCCGCAGGAAGGCGGCCGCGGGCGCGCGCGGCAGGAAGCUGAGCGCCUUCCUGAAGGACUUCGACCGGGAGGUGAGGAGCCGGGUCGAGCAGCUGCGGACGAACGGGGAGCGCCUGGUCAAGGAGAUGGAGAACCUGUACGACGUGGAGCUCCUCCGGCUGCCCGCGGCGCUCCGCGAGAUGAACUGGCUGGAGUUCUUCGGUGACGCUGACCGAGCCUCAGGAGCCCCGGGCGGCACGUGGCUAGAAGUGAGAGCUCAGUCCAUCUGCAGGUUUGGAGGCACAUGCCUGCCAGCAUGGACGGAGCCUGGGUGGGGACCUGGAGACCUCAUCGCCCACGCGGCCUCAUCUCGGCCCAGUUCCCCAGCCCCGGGCCCCAGUACUCCAUCCCGGGGACAACAGGUUAUGUGGGCCACAGCCCCACCAAAGCCCGUGCCCCCGCCUACACGUUUAGAGGGACCAAACCGCCUGCGGCAGGGAGCUGCGGGCCAGGUCCCUGCUACUUUGUGGAGCCCGCCAUCACCAGGAACGGGAAGUACGUGGCUCCGGGCGCCCCAGCUCCGGGGACGACCCGCGACGAAGACCACCGUCACUCCGGACCAAGUGAGUACCACUUGUGCAGCACUUCACCCAGACAAGACGACGCGGGCGGCGCGUUUGCCCGGGGCCAGCUCGCGCCCUGAUGGAGCUACGGCCGGGGAAAGAGAGAGCCUUGAUGUGACCCCAGCCCUGUAUGGUCGUGACUCUCUUGCAGACUCCGGGUCCUGCGGCGCUCCCAAAGUGCCUGUGGAUGCCUACAAGACCAGGGCGCCCGCGUACACGAUGGCAGCCCGACCAAAAGCUGGAGAGGGCAAAGCACAGCGAAGCCGAGGCCGGCCAGACUACAGCGUAGGCCGGGUGACGCUGAUCAAGCCCCAGCGCCUGCAUCCACGUUGGAAUCCGGCAUUCCCUCUACACACCCCUCUCAUCGUGGAGUGA